UGAGGGGGGUGGGGACAGUGUUGAUAAAAGGCACUAGAGGCAGCUCCCACACCCUUCCUCAGAACUGCUGCCCACAUGCAGCCCCGGACACAGCCCCUAGCCCAAACCCUACCCUUCUUCCUCGGAGGGGCCCCUCGAGAUACUGGGCUGCGGGUGCCUGUCAUUAAGAUGGGCACAGGGUGGGAGGGCUUCCAGCGGACCCUGAAGGAAGUCGCCUACAUCCUCCUCUGCUGCUGGUGUAUCAAGGAACUCCUGGAUUAAUGGUGGCAGGGAACUGCCUCCUCUCCCCACCAGCACCAUGGCUGGCAUCGCUCAGGUGGGCAGGGUAGAGUAAACAGGAGGCAAAGCUGCAGCCUCUGUGGCAGAGCUUGCCUUAGCUUCUCAUUCUCUUCUUUAGCCCCCAGCCCAAUUGCCAUCAAGACUCCUGAGGCCAGCUGUGCUUGACCAAGGAUGGGCCAUAAACAAUGAGUAAAGAGUGAAGUGUGGAUCCUGCUUUGAGCUGUGUCAUCUAGCAGACCUGCCUCAUCUCUGAGCCUCCUUCAUUCCCAACCCCUGCCUCUGGUGGAUCUCUGGUGGGCAGGAGCUUGGACUGCUCUGGCUAGAACCCCCGUAAGAUUGUGGCAAGACCUGGCACUCUUCCAAGCUUGGCACAGUGAGCCCACCAGCUCAGAUGGUUGAUCUUACCAUACCCUCGUAGUACCAAGAAUGGACUGCUCCCUAAGAUAUCUGUUUGAGAAUCACUGAAUUAUAAAUAUAAUCCAUAGGCCUUGAGGCCCAAGAUUCUAAAUGUCUAAAGGGGAAGCAGAAAAAGUCAGCACUAGAACGGUCUGGGAGCCAGGGUGCAGACCAGGGAGGGAAGGAGCUUGUCCUGAAUAGAACCGAGAUUGAA
Molecule: messenger RNA, 889 nt
Organism: Pongo pygmaeus (Bornean orangutan)
Lineage: Eukaryota; Metazoa; Chordata; Mammalia; Primates; Hominidae
Gene: LENEP
Product: lens epithelial protein
Exons: 1
Coding region: 76-261 (61 amino acids)
Biological process (GO): multicellular organism development
Source: RefSeq, a predicted model, not a curated record